CUACCAUCAUCGGCGCCUCCUCAGACACAAUGCGAACGCCCUCCAUCCUUGUUGUCUGCCUUGCAUGCCUCACAAGCUCAAGUCUUGCCUUCCGGCAACCCGGGGCGCCUCUCUCAUCCCUACGACGAGCCUCGCAGACGUCCCUGCAGUCCAGGAGGGCCCGCCCAGAUGAUCUGGCGCGAUCAAUGCUGCUCGUCCCGCUGCUGGCCUUGACGCCGGGCGUGACGCUGCCUUCCCUCCCGGCGAUGGAGCAGCCUGCAGUGGUGUCACCAUUCGUGCCGACAGCGAGGGCGGAUGAAGGCUUCAAGAUCGACAUUGAUGUGAGUCGCUGACACGACGCCCUGAGAUGUCCUGUGAAUGACGGACGGCAUUGUGUUGCUUGUCUGUCUGUUCUCUGUUGGCUGUCGUGUCAUGGCCUGCAGGUGAGUGGUUUGGACGAGAGCGUCAAGCCUGAGUCUGCCCCAGCGCCGCCACCCCCUGCGCCCAAGAAGGAGGAGAAGGUGGCCAAGGCUCCCGAGCCAGAGCCGCCCGCCAAGCAGCCCGAACCCGUCAAGGAGAUCGCCAAGGCGCCGGAAGCACCCCCACCCGCACCGCAGAAGAAAGAGGAGGUGGUGGCUAAGGCGCCCGAGCCAGCCAAGGAGGCGGCCAAGCCGGUGCUGAAGGCCGAGGUUACCGCCUCGCCGCCCAAGGCCGCGGCCCCAGCACAGAAGGCCGCGCCACCCGCACAGCAGCCGGCUGCGGAUGUUGGCGGGAUGAGCAGCGCUCAGAUUCAGAAGCUGAGGGAGAGUAUCAAGGGACGACGGCCUGACCCGGAGUUCUUCACGCAACAGCGGGAGCUCAUCAAGAAGACUGGCCUGACCACAUACUGACUGAGAGGGAGGGAGAGUGUUCCGUGUGAGGGGUUUUUCGGUGUAGUGGCGUUGCGUCAAAAGGCAGACAGACGAGUAGAGCUAUGCCUAGGGCAUUGCAGGCAGGCAGGCAGGCAGGCAGGCCUUGUGGGCGAUGUUGGCGUGAUUGUUGCGACCAGGCCAGGCGAUUUAUUGUCGUGUGUGUUUUCUUCCUGCUGAGACAGAGCGUGAUUUUUGACCGGUGUGUGUGUGUGUGUGCUGAGAUUUUUCCGCAGGGGUGUGCAUGAGUGAAUGAAUGCAUGCAUGAGACUCACAUCGUUCAAUCAGCCAAGCAGCCUUUUCCGCAAUGCGACAGACACUGCUUAAAAUGUGCGAAAUGACCUCGAAACACGAUGGAUGGAUGGAUGGAUGGGGUGUGGCUACCUAAUUACUUACAUGCUCUCAUCCAUUCCAUCAGAUGGAAUGGAUGGAAUCACGCAGCCGGUAGAGUCCAUAUGUAUGGGCUAACACCUCAGCGAACCAAAAAUAGCCAGGAGCCGAGCCAUUUCAAUCCAGACACGUUGGUCGUGGUACUUCUUCCGUCGGUCGGUCGGUCGGUCUGUGCGCACUCGGAAGUGUCGGUAAAUAAUCCGUUCACGGAGAUUCACAUGCACACGCCGACCCCCAAACCAGACCACACACGGAGGAUUGCGUGACCGGCUUGUGGUUUGGCUUGUCACUGUGCUCGCGUGUGUGUGCGUGUGUGUGUGUACGACCACAUCAGUGCGUUACUCUCUCCCUUCUCUGCAUCGUGUCAAUCUGGCUCUCGUGCGCGGAGAAGAG
This is a messenger RNA of Vitrella brassicaformis, 1670 nucleotides long. Lineage: Eukaryota; Vitrellaceae. The record is from the annotation of a GenBank genome assembly.